AAAAACAAUAUUGUUAUAUUGAUUAACGAAGUUAAAGAUAAAAUGAAAAUAAAUUUAAAUACUACUCUUUUGACUUGCAUAGCUUGGAUGGUAAGCAAUACAACUGCAGAUGUAUUUAGUCUUUAUGUUAAUGAAGAAGUAGACACAACAAAAUUGAAUCUAGUUGCAAUCUUAUCAAAUAUUGGAAAAGAGUACACUGUAUACUUUGAAUUAAAACCAAGUUCUUUUCCAUCAACAUGGCCAUCCAUUAUCCACUUAACUAUUGGAGGUUCUCUCAAUGCCUAUGGUGACAGGUCACCGGGCGUUUGGAUAAAAAAUGACGGAAAACAAACUCCUUUAAUUUGCGCAGCAUUAAAUAACGUUCCUGGCGUAGGUUCUUGUUUUCCUGGAAAUCCACUUGCAAUAAAUGCGUGGAGUACCUUUACAUUUCAACAGCUGUUUGUUCAAAAUACUUACUUUUACCUAGUAAAGAUAAACAAUGAUAUAGUUUAUAAUAAAACGAACUCUAAAGCAGUACAAUUUCAAAAUAUGAAAGUUUACAUUGGUAGAACUCCAUGGUUUCCUACAAUUUCUGGAUUCAUUCGUAAUUUAGAAAUAACAAAUGUCACUUUGGAUUCGUUGGUUGUUGAGGAAGCAGAUUCUUGUCAAGGAAACCAGUUAGGUUUUCUAAAAACUCUUUCUAAAGAAUACUUAAUUUCAAUUGAAGUUUUUCCAGCAUACCUUGAAGAUGGAAUAAAUAGUGUUCUACGCUUCACAAACGGAGACAAUGAUGGUACUUAUGGAGAUAAAAUUCCAGCUGUGUGGCUAUAUAAAAACGGAAGUUUGCAAAUUUGUUCGGCAAUCAACGGCAAUUCUAACUUUUGCAUUAAUACAAAGCCGAUUAAAGCAAAAGUAUGGUCAAAAAUCGAAAUUAAACAGGUUAUUGUAGAUGGAGGUUAUAGUUACAGUGUAAAUUUAAAUGGUGAAACAUCCUUUACAACAAGUAACUCCGACGUAAGAGAAUUUCUAAAUGUUAAAAUUUAUACUGGAGAUCCCUGGAGCCAAGCACAAACGGGAUACAUUCGAAAUUUGGUUAUAUAUAAUGGUUAUGGAGUCGUAACAAGCAAGAAGAACUUUUGCAAACCUUCAUUGAACAUUGAUUUUGAGUUUUUACUUGAAGAAAGCACAUUUUCGAUAAUUAUUUUAUUCGAAAAUGCUGACGAACCAGGAAAAAGUGCUCAUAACUUAUCUCUUGAAUAUUAUCUCCCAUCAUUUGUUUCUAUGACAACUGAAAGCAUGUUAAAUGGAUUUAUUAAAGAUGACUCUUCAAGAAUUAAAUAUCAUUUCCCUGGAAAGCUUACUUUACUUGGUAACUUUAACCAUUCAAUUAAUGUUACACUUAUGAAAAAAUGUACUCAGUUUGCAUAUUCUUUUAUGAUUGAUGCGUAUGUAAAAAUUUCUUAUCAAAGCUCAGCAGGAAAAAUAUGGAGUCAAUACAAAGCAUUUCAACAAGAGAUAUUUAUGAAAACCUGUCAAAUCAAAAUACCAAAAACUUUAAACUCGUUACCAGAAAACCUUGGCCGCGGAGUUUACUGGGACGCUAAUUACCAGCAUAUUUAUUUAUGUAUGGAUCAAGACGUUGUCACAACAAAGGCAGCGUGUUACUUUUCUAAAAACAAUGGUAAACGUUGGCAAGCUUUAGAUGUUCGAAUUGGUACAAUAAUUGGGCACCAUGCAUUAACACGAGAUCUAUAUGCUAUUCACCGAAAUCAUAAAUUGUAUUUGAUGUUUUCCAGUGUGCUAAAGAAAUGGGUAGCUUUGUCAAACAAUCAGUUUACCAAGGAAGUUUUAAUGAAUAUUGAUCUAAAAAACAGAGUUAAUCUCGAAGAAGAUGAUAAAAAAAUAUUUAGUUUAGGACCGAACCAAUGGAUGGGGAACGCGGACGGGUUAUUUUUUCGAAAAUCAAGCAAUGAGUUAUGGAUCCAAACAGUAAAAUGGCCUCUUUUACAACAAUCAAUUCAAACAUAAAAUGGAUUGCGUUUUGUUUUACUAUUUUAAACAAAGACCUAUAAGUUAAUAGUAAAUAAAAGCUCUGAAAUAGAUUAAAUCAGACUAGACUCAAUGUAUUAAAUUACUAUAAAGAAAAUAUUUUUAUCUAAUCUUGUUAA
Messenger RNA from Hydra vulgaris (swiftwater hydra), 2147 nucleotides. RefSeq lists its product as uncharacterized. The record is from RefSeq and is a predicted model, not a curated record. NCBI's taxonomy places the organism in Eukaryota, Metazoa, Cnidaria, Hydrozoa, Anthoathecata, Hydridae.